This is a messenger RNA of Haemonchus placei, 432 nucleotides long. The record is from the annotation of a GenBank genome assembly. Lineage: Eukaryota; Metazoa; Nematoda; Chromadorea; Rhabditida; Trichostrongylidae.
AUGCCGACCGAUACAUCACCGAAAAAGUCGGAUGGCAAUGAUCAAGCUGGUCUCAAAGCGUCCAUAGUCAAAGCGAUAUUCAAAGAUUUGAGUCCGCCAAGGACGCGAGUCGUCGGCAAUGCCGUCGACUUGCUCACUGCCACCGGUAGGAUUUCAUCGCCCAGUAAAAAGUUGGGUGAUCUCUCUCUGAGCGAAGGUGAUCUGACUCUGACGGAAGACUUCAAGACACCAGUCAGCCUUUCUGUGUCCCAAAGCCAAAGCCACUUUUUUGCCAACGAUGACUUCGAAAGCAAUCCGGUGAUUGAGUCAACAGCAAAAGCUUAUAAUAACUGCCUCAUUGGUUUCGAGUGUUGGGCACUUAAGAGUGUAAGAGAAGGAGAUGACGACUACGACGACGAUGGAGCUCGCGAGCGCUCCACAGAGGCUAGCUAA